AUGGUGAAUGAUAAUGCAUUAGUGCUCAGCGGGCACUCCUUGGCUUCCAUACCCGCGUCCCUGUGCACACUGACAUUCCUGCAGCGGCUAGACUUGUCCAGGAACAAGCUGAAAUCUCUCCCAGACGCCAUCAGCUCUCUGCAAGGACUGACAGACUUGAACCUGGGCAACAACCAGCUUGUCAGCCUCCCAGCGUCAGUCGGCAGCAUGAAGUCUCUGCGAUACCUCAACCUCAUGUCCAACAGCCUCAAGGCAUUACCAGAAGAGCUUGGCAGUCUGGGGGUCCUGUACCGGCUGGGCAUCAAGGGCAACAAGCUCGCUGCUCUGCCGCACACAAUCGGCGGGCUGACCUCUCUCGUGGAGCUUUUCAUCACAGACAAUCUGCUGGAGUGCCUGCCGGCGGAGAUCGGCCGCUGCACCAGCCUGGUCAAGGUGCAGGCCUCCUUCAACCGCCUGGCUACGUUGCCCGCCGAGCUUGGAAACCUGCAGAGGCUGGAGCUUCUGCGCGUGGCCGUCAACAACCUGUCAGAGGUUCCCACUGAGCUGGCGAAUUGCAGCGCGCUAGCCUGGAUGUCCCUGGCUGGCAACCCCAUCUGCCCGCAGACGCCAGUGCGGGGCCAGUUUCCUGCCAUGACCAUCGACCAGUUGUCCCUUGGAGUCUCUCUCGGGGAGGGCGCCUCUGGCGACGUCUAUGCUGCAAAGCUGGGUGCUGAGGACGUGGCAGUCAAAGUGUUCAAGGGGGAGGUCAGUCCUGACGGCAGAGCAGCAGAUGAGAUAGCAGUCACCUGCUAUGUGGACCACCCUCACCUCACCAGGCGGGUGCAGGGCCAGCCCCUGGCUGGCAAGCCUAACCUGCAGUCGCUGCUGCGCUGCCGCUGGCCGCCCGGCAGCGCCUUCAGCCCCGGCUUUGUCGCGCGCGUGGCGCUGUGCGUGGCGAGCGCGCUGCAGUACCUGCACGCGCACUGCAUCUGUCACGGCGACGUCUACGCGCACAAUAUCCUCGUUGCCGCCGACGGCCACGCCACGCUCCUCGACUAUGGUGCGUCCUUCUUCUACAAGCCAGGGACGCUGCCGUACGAGGCCCAGGAAGUGCGCGCGUUCGGGCUGUUCCUGAACGACAUGUUAGCGCGCCUGGAGGCCCCAGACAAGCCCAGCGCUGUGCGCAGCAGCCUUGAGGAGAUCACUGCGGACGCUCUGCAGCGCGACCCCAGCUGCCGACCGUCAUUCCAGGCCAUUGCUGCACGUUGCAGCUCUCUCAAAAAGGUGAACUGA
Coccomyxa subellipsoidea C-169 is the source of this 1272-nucleotide messenger RNA. RefSeq names its product L domain-like protein. Gene Ontology annotation, biological process: protein phosphorylation. Lineage: Eukaryota; Viridiplantae; Chlorophyta; Trebouxiophyceae; Coccomyxaceae. The record is from RefSeq and is a predicted model, not a curated record. The transcript has 5 exons. Gene Ontology annotation, molecular function: protein kinase activity; protein binding; ATP binding. The coding region runs from base 1 to 1272 and encodes 423 amino acids.